This is a messenger RNA of Clupea harengus (Atlantic herring), 3178 nucleotides long. RefSeq names its product arachidonate 5-lipoxygenase a (gene alox5a). Gene Ontology annotation, molecular function: oxidoreductase activity, acting on single donors with incorporation of molecular oxygen, incorporation of two atoms of oxygen; iron ion binding; protein binding. Gene Ontology annotation, biological process: lipid oxidation. Lineage: Eukaryota; Metazoa; Chordata; Actinopteri; Clupeiformes; Clupeidae. The record is from RefSeq and is a predicted model, not a curated record.
GCUUUCACAAGGUGCUAUCUAUCUCAGAUACAUCAGAUUUCUUUGCUAGGACACAGUUUUGGAUGGCUGAUGUUUUGAAUUCUUCUUAAUUUUGUUAUCACACUAUCACGAGCGUCUCGUCCAGACCUGUAGUAACUCACUUCUGUUCCCAGGAUGAGGACAAACGCUGCACGUCUCCUAUUUGCAUUUAUUUUCCUGACUGUUCGCUAGAUGUUGUUAUAUGGUGUGACUUAUUUGACUGGUAAAUACAUACACAGUGGUCAUACUGUGGCAUGCUUGUGUGUGUACCCUUCCAUCGCAAGAGGAUUUGAUCCACUGUAAUGAAAGGAUUGCAUGCCCUGGUUCUUGAAUGCUUUAUCUUUCAUGAUUUUCAAUUGAAGUUGUGCUGUCUUGUCUCAUGCCUGGACACUACUCAAAGUGAAUGAUCUAUUUCAUUUGGACACACAUAUGAAGACAUAAAAGUGGCCACUUUUUCCCCAAAAACAAACCCUGCUGAAAGUCAAUAUUGAAUUACCAAGUAUUUGUUUUCCAUGUGGGUUACUGAUCGAGUACUGAUGGUAUGGAGGAAGUACGGUAGAAGCAGGGCGCAACAUAGUUGUGUUGCAAAGUAAAGUAGAAUGUUGUUCAAGGUGGGUGUUGAGAAAUGCAUGGGAGGGAGGGGCUUCAGAUUUGAACCUAUUUUCAUUUGCAUGAGGUGAGUGUGGUCUGUGCUCAGUCUGAUGAAGAAAGCCCUCAUGACUGGAAGUGUAGCUGUGCUGAACCUACAGAAAGCUGAGCUUGGAUAGUUUGUGUUCCUCACAAAGAUGCCCAGUUACACUGUCACGGUGGCUACAGGUAGCCAGUGGUUUGCCGGGACCGAUGACUACAUUUACGUCACCCUGGUUGGAACUGAGAGAUGCAGUGACAGGACCCUGCUGGAUAAACCUCUCUACAAUGACUUUGAAAGGGGAGCGAUUGACUCCUAUGAUAUAAGUGUUGGAGAAGACCUUGGUGACAUUGAACUGGUGAAAAUCGAGAAGAAGAAAUAUUGGUUCCAAGAUGAUUGGUAUUGCAGAUUUAUCACAGUGAAGAACCCAACAGGAGAUUAUCUUGAGUUUCCAUGCUUUCGAUGGCUGGUUGAUGACAAAGAAGUUGUCCUCAGGGAUGGCAAGGCUCGUUUGCCACAGGUUGAGAAGACCCCAAUAGCAAAGCAGCAUCGACGUAAAGAACUGGAAACAAGACAAAAGCUUUUCAGAUGGAAAGAGUGGCACCCAGGCUUUCCAAUGAGCAUAGAUGCCAAAGCCCACAGAGAUCUCCCCCGCGACAUCCAGUUUGACAGUGAGAAGGGCGUGGACUUCGUUUUGAACUACAGUAAAGCAAUCGAAAACCUGGCUGUGAACCAGUUCAUGCAUAUGUUCCAGUCUUCUUGGAAUGACCUGGCUGACUUUGAACAGAUAUAUAUGAGGAUCAAGAACACCAUUUCAGAAUAUGUUAUGCAACACUGGAAAGAAGACUUCAUGUUUGGAUACCAGUAUCUUAAUGGAUGCAACCCUGUCAUCAUCCAGAAAUGCCACAAAAUACCCGACAAGUUCCCAGUGUCUCAUGACAUGGUGAAGGACUACUUGGAGCGGGAAAUUACUCUCGAGGAGGAGGUCAAGGCCGGAAACAUUUUUCUUGCAGACUACGAUGUAAUGGAUGGUGUGACGGCAAACAGUACAGACCCUUGCACUAUGCAGUAUCUGGCUGCUCCAGUCUGUUUAUUGUACAGAAACCAACGGAACAAGAUAAUGCCAUUGGCCAUUCAGCUGCAUCAGGCCCCUGGUGAGGACAAUCCCAUAUUUCUCCCGAGUGAUGCUGAAAAUGACUGGUUGCUCGCAAAGGUAUGGGUGCGCUCCGCUGAUUUCCAUGUCCACCAAACUGUCACUCAUCUUUUGCGCACUCACCUGAUCUCUGAGGUCUUCGGAAUUGCCAUGUUCCGCCAACUUCCUGCUGUCCACCCAGUUUACAAGUUGCUCUAUCCACACAUCCGCUUCACGAUCGCCAUCAACACCAAGGCACGGGAGCAGCUGAUCUGUGAAUGUGGGCUCUUUGAUAAGGCCAACGGGACAGGAGGAGGGGGCCAUGUUGAACUGAUCCAGAGGGCCAUGAAAACCUUCACAUACAAAACGCUCCUUUUCCCAGAGUCCAUCAAAGCUAGGGGCAUGGAGAGCCAGGAGGAGAUCCCCUACUACUUCUACAGGGAUGAUGGCAUCAAGGUCUGGGAGAUGGUCAAAAGUUUUGCGGCAGAUGUGGUGGCCAUUUACUAUGACAGUGAUAAGACUCUCCAGGAGGAUGAGGAAAUUCAAGCGUUUGUGAAAGAUGUCUGCAGCUUUGGAAUGCAAGACUUCGACCAAUGUGAGUUUCCAAAAUUCUUGACGACCAGGGAGCAACUUACAGAGUAUCUGACUGUUGUGAUCUUCACUGCUUCUGCACAGCAUGCUGCUGUGAACUUUGGCCAGUAUGACUGGUGCUCCUGGAUUCCAAAUUCUCCAUCGACCAUGCGGAAACCCACCCCUACGAAGAAGGGCGAGGCCGAUGUGAAGUACAUUAUGGAGAGUCUGCCUGACCGCGGACGCUCCUGUUGGCAUCUUGGGGCUGUGUGGGCCCUCAGCCAGUUCCAGGAUAAUGAGUUGUUUUUAGGCAUGUACCCCGAUGAGCACUUCACUGAGAAGCCAGUGAAGACGGCUAUGGAGAACUUCCGCAGGAAACUCUCAGAAUAUUCCCGGGUUGUGAAGGCCAGGAAUGAGGGGAAGAAGCUGCCAUACUACUAUCUGUCUCCAGACAGGAUUCCAAACAGUGUAGCAGUUUGAACAUGGUCUGAUUACUUCAGUCUCUGGGAUCUGUUGUACUUUAUUUUCUUUCUAUAUGCUUUCUAUUUUUGUUUUGUGUUCUUUGUAUUGGUGGCCUACAGAGUGACACUGUCAAGCGCAGAAUCUUGCAAUCACAGCUUGUUGCAAUUAAAAGCACUCCCCCUCUCCCAACCCCAUGUAAGCCCAGUACAGUGCAAAUGAUUUAAAGCAUGCUUUUUAAUAAGGAUAUUUUGUGUUAAGAUGACAUAUCAAUUUUAGAAUAAAAUUUUGAAUACUGCUGUAGCACUGUGUAUGCAUAUAUCAAUUUUAGCCUGAGCAGCACAUAAAAUAAAGAUGAAUGUUUUGUCCCA